Molecule: messenger RNA, 960 nt
Organism: Fomitopsis serialis
Lineage: Eukaryota; Fungi; Basidiomycota; Agaricomycetes; Polyporales; Fomitopsidaceae
Exons: 11
Coding region: 160-804 (214 amino acids)
Source: RefSeq, a predicted model, not a curated record
UUGCUCUCCCUAGCUGACCUAGGUGGUGCCGUUGGUAAGAGCUGAGGAUGUACCUCGUUCUGAUGUUCAAACAUUGAACCGCCUGCGCCCUACAGCCAUCACAAUAGAAUUGUAGGUUUCAAACCUUCAUGCUUUGACGUUGACGAAACAACUUUCUUCAUGAUGACCCUCAGCUUCCGGGCAGUCAACUCGCCGACUUUCACCAACAUACAGCACAAUCUCUUCACAGCGAUGUUUAGCGUCGGAAUAGCUGCAGAUGUGAUCCUUACAGCGAUGCUCUGCGUAGCUCUACAUAAGUCGCGAUCAGGGCUGAAAAGGACCAACUCUAUCAUCAACCUCUUGAUCAUGUACAGUAUCAAAACUGGAGGCAUUGCCUGUGGAUGCGCAAUCACAACCCUCGUCAUCUUUGUCUGCAGUCCUCUCGGUUUGAUCUACGCACCGUUUUACGUGCAGACUGCGAACCUGUACCUCGUUUCACUACUCGCCACACUCAACUAUCGCAGAACCAUCCAGACGCGAAUACAGCAGCCCCUCAGUCUGGAUUACGCCGCAUUCGAUCGAUGCACAACAGCGAGCAGUGAACAGGGGCAGGAAGGCCAUUUAUCUGAACAGCCGGCCUCGGCGACGAUUCUCAAGAGUCGAACCUCGUUCCCCAAGUUGCCGCACGUGUUCCGAAUCCGUAGUCGCCAGAGCUCGAUAGGAUCCAAAUUUGAGGCUACCGAGAAGGGGCAGAUUUUCGAGCAAACAGAACCAGCAGAAAUCAUCCUAGACAGAGUAAUGAACCUCGGGCCCUCUGCGGAUUGAUAGUAUGGCAGGCAUCAAGGACAUUGUACUGCGUAUACCACUGGAUCGAUGUCCGUCGGGAUGAUCAGAUGCUGUAAUUAACCACGGUACUCAUGAUACAAUAAGUUACAACACGCAGUCAGCUAGCUGGCGUCGACUCUCCCUCCUCAAUCGCGU